This is a messenger RNA of Fukomys damarensis (Damara mole-rat), 2940 nucleotides long. It is a transcript of the gene Resp18, whose product is annotated as regulated endocrine specific protein 18. Gene Ontology annotation, cellular component: endoplasmic reticulum. The transcript is spliced from 6 exons. The record is from RefSeq and is a predicted model, not a curated record. Lineage: Eukaryota; Metazoa; Chordata; Mammalia; Rodentia; Bathyergidae. The coding region runs from base 1 to 510 and encodes 169 amino acids.
AUGGAAAACUAUCCUUUUUUCUUGGGCAGGAAGAACCAAUAUAGUAAAAAUGGCCGUACUCCCAAAACUGUCACACGGAUUCGGAUCCGAGAUGGCCAGGGCCAAUCAGAAGUGGGGCAGCUCUGGCCCCUCCAAGAAUUUACUGCUCCAUUCUUUCGUCACCUCCAAGUUCUACUCCACCAGCUUGUACCCCAAGGUCUCUUCUGGAAGAAUGACAUCAUUCAGGAUCUGAUGACCCAAAAUAUGGAGCACAUGAGCAGACCCUACCCCCAAGAUCCAUGCCUGAAGGAUGGCAAGGCAGUUCUCCCCACUAAAACCACGGGAGUGAGGGGCAAGCAAGAGGAGAAACUUCGACUGUUAUUCCCCACGAGCCCACUGCCCAAGGUGAAUGGAGACCAGUGCUUUACCUCCAAAGUGGUUCCAAAGACCCUGAAAAAAGAGGUGACCAACACUGCUGAGGGCCUCUCUGGGCCAUUCACCACUGUGGGCCACAACCUUGUCGCUGAUUGAGACCUUAAUGUGAGAAGCCUCCCUGCUCCACUGUCCUCCUCAUUGCCCUUCAGUGGAACAGUCCUUGGAUGACUCAAAUCUGGCUCAUUAAAAUGGACUUUCAGGCAAACACUUUCUGUGAGCUUUAUCUGGAGAUAGCCUAGGUGGGGUCUGAAGUUAGUCAGACAGUGGCGAUGAGGGGGACACAGAUUUCAGUGCUGCUGGAAGGCUGGUUCUAUCCUUUUCCUUCCAUCAGCCAUUCAGGAAGUAGAGAAGUAAGCAGGUACCAUCGAUAGAGUGGCGGCCUUCCCUACCCAUCCUCCAGCCACGUGGUGUGUCUGUUUGUCCAUCCUGUCAUAUUACAGGGAGAUGAACUCCAUAUUUGCCUCUAGUCAUUCCUUUUAUCCUCCAUGACAUACAGGCCUAGAUGCUGCUGUUCUGAGUCUCCACCUUCAACUCUAAAGCCUCUGUCAAGACAAUCCCACCCAUUGUGUCCCUGAGGAUCAGCAGAGCAGAGCACUGCUGAGUUCAAAGUGUACCCACGAUUGUUGAUGGUUUUUGUUGCUUUGCCUUUAAUAGCGGAAAAUCUUUUUUUAAAAGUAUAUGUGCUGCCAAAUCGAGCACUGAUAGCAAUCUUUAAAGAGAAUGGGAAAUAUGGCUACCCCUUCCCAACCCAACCUAAUACCAGAAUGUUUUGUUUUGUUUUGUUUGCUGAGCUUUAUUUUUCCCAGAGCAUUUUCACACUCAUUAGAAAUGCAUAAGUGGAGGAAAAAAAAAGGAAAUGCAUAAAUGUGGGCCAGGAAUGUAGCUCAGUGGCACUGUGCCUUCAGUUUGAUCCCCAGUACUGGGAGGGAAAAAAAGAAAUGCAUAAGCGUGUAUGGACAGGUGCGUAUCAAGAUUGAGUCGCCACAAGGAAUUGGUAUAUGACCGCACCACAUCUUACCCAGUGAAGCUCCCAGAUGUAACUAGCUCUUGGUACACAGAUUCUCAGUAAUUCCCCUGUGCUACCCCUCACCCUUUUACUUGUGUUCAAGGACACAACUAAUUCAACACAAGAACAGUCAAAUUCAUUUGUUACUUUUUGUCAUCAAAUUACUGAAUCAUUGUCAUUCCUCCAUGCUCCCCCCUUACACCUUCCUUUCCUUCUUGUUUAUUCUCAAAUCCUGUUGUGAUAGUUAAUCUUGAUGGCUACCUUGAUUGGCUUGAGAGACUCCUAGGAGACUAGUAAAGCACAUUUCUGUGCGUGUGUUGGUGGCUCAUGGGGGAGUGACCUUGGAGACUUUACCUAGUCUCUGGAUCCUUUGUCUCUGGCUCUGCCCCUGCUCUUUGAUUUCUAGAUGCCAUGAGUUAAGAAGUUUUCCUCACUUGCCUUUUGGCCAAGAGGUUUUGUCUUGGAGCCAGUCAACCAUGGACUGAAGCCAUGAGCCCAAAUAAACUUUUUAAGUUGUGUAUGUCAGGUAUUUUGUCCCAGCAAUGGAAAGCUAAUCAAUAUACCUGUGCUCCAUUUGUCUGACCUUUACAAGUAUAUUUGGUUUCUACCUUCCAAGACCUUUAAGAAUAGUCAGAGAAGUAAGCCGUGAAUGCAAUAGCUUCAUGCAGGUAUCUGCUGGGAGGAGAUGCAGUGAUAUCUCAUGGCCCAUACCACCAUUCACCUACAGAGGCAGGUGGACAGCUUCCAUAUCUGCUGACACCUUACCUCCCUCAAGCCCUGGAACUCUGCCUUUCAUCCUGCUGUGUUUUGGAAAGCUGGGGACUGUGCCUCCCUGAACUCCAGGCAGUCCUAAAGUACCUGGGGUUCAAUGUUCCCAAAGGCAACUCUCAAUCUGUGAAAGACUAACUUUAGUGCAAAAAUAUUCCAGAUUCCUUCAAAGUAUAGUGGACAAUUCUGAAAGACAUUCAGUCUGAGUCUUUAGAGGAUGCCUGAUGAUUCCCAGCCCAGUUGUCUACAGUGCAACCUGUUGAACAGCACACUUAAUAUUAUUGACUUUCCUUCCUUAAUACAUUGAUUUUUCCUGUCCCUCCUUUGAGAACGCUAGAGAGGGACCACCUCCCAUACUACCUAUGCCAAAUUUCUUAUCUCCUUUGGGUCAACCCAAAAUAAAACUAUGAUAUGCUAGACACUCUUCUAAGCCCUAGAAAUACAGUUGUGAAUAAGAUAAAGUGUGGAGUUUUGUUAUGAUCGUUUUCUAUUCUUUAAUAGGAAAAAUGCCCAAACAAUUUAUCUGGCCCACAAAGCAAUGAAAUUCUUGUCUCAUCAACCUUUCUGGUGCUACAGUGUUUUCCCCCAUUCUGUCAUCCUAUUUUCUCUGGCAAUUCACUCCUAAUUGUGUUUCUCAAAAUGUGUCCAGCUGGCUUGUGUUCCUGGGCCUUUGUGUGUGCCAUUCUCUCUUCAUGUAAGUAACUCAUCACCAAAAUACCUUGUCAGUCUUUUUUUUUUUCUUUUUGUGUGUC